This is a messenger RNA of Racocetra persica, 601 nucleotides long. Lineage: Eukaryota; Fungi; Glomeromycota; Glomeromycetes; Diversisporales; Gigasporaceae. The record is from the annotation of a GenBank genome assembly.
UGAAGUAGAAAGACCACCUACAAAAAACGUUAGUAGAGUAAACUACUGCGAAAAUGAGUUAUACGCGGCGGAUAAAAGAAAGCAACAAGUACAACCGGACAUCCCCGAAAAAAGACCUAAAGUACAACCAGAAUUGAAGUGGGAUAAUAGACUUCGGCCCAGGGCAGAAAACGAACCGCUUUUAGUAGACGUUGGAGACCCGUUACAGCCUAUGGAGUUAGAAGAGGCACGAACAGGUCUCGGGAAAACCACCGUAACAAGUCACCGGAUCGAUACCUGCGAGGCCAAACCGAUAAAGCAAAGAGCCUACAGAGCAGCGCCGAACGAACACGAGUUUAUAGAAAAGGAACUAAAAGAAAUGGAAGAAAGGGGGAUACAACCUGACGAAAGUAAAGUGGAAAAAGUAAGAAAUUAUCCAAUACCAGCAAGGCCUCUACACCAUUUACUGCAAAAAGGUGUUAGUUUUGACUGGGGACAAGAGCAGCAAAAAUCAUUUGAGGCGUUAAAAAGUUACCUGACUACGGCGCCCGUUCUUAAAUACCCCGAUUUUAAUGAUAUGUUUUACUUGUACACCGAUGCAUCCGGAACUGGGCUGGGUGCU